Molecule: messenger RNA, 1386 nt
Organism: Polypterus senegalus (gray bichir)
Lineage: Eukaryota; Metazoa; Chordata; Cladistia; Polypteriformes; Polypteridae
Product: tubulin alpha-8 chain-like
Exons: 6
Coding region: 82-1386 (434 amino acids)
Biological process (GO): mitotic cell cycle; microtubule cytoskeleton organization
Cellular component (GO): cytoplasm; microtubule
Molecular function (GO): GTP binding; structural constituent of cytoskeleton
Source: RefSeq, a predicted model, not a curated record
CUCAAAAUGGCAUUUUGUAGAAAUGUGCAUUUUUAACAACGCGAGUGCAUUUCUAUCCAUGUUGGGCAAGCUGGAGUACAGAUGGGCAAUGCCUGUUGGGAGCUGUAUUGUCUGGAGCAUGACAUCCAGCCAGAUGGGCAAAUGGCUAGUGAGAAACUUGCUGUAGGUGGGGACAGCUCUUAUGACACCUUCUUCUGUGAGACAGGAGCCGGAAAGCUUAAUCCUAGAGCCAUCUUUGUGGACUUGGAACCCACAGUAAUUGAUGAGGUACGCAAAGGAACGUAUCGACGUUUGUUCCAUCCAGAGCAACUCAUCACGGGCAAGGAGGAUGCUGCUAAUAAUUAUGCCCGUGGGCACUACACCAUUGGCAGGGAUAUCAUCGAAUCAGUUCUUGACCGUAUUCGAAAGCUGGCUAACCAGUGCACUGGGCUACAGGGUUUCUUGAUCUUUCACAGUCUGGGGGGAGGUACAGGCUCUGGUUUUGCCUCUCUGCUCAUGGAGAGGUUGUCUAUCGACUAUGGGAAGAAAAGCAAAUUGGAGUUUGCAAUUUACCCAGCUCCUCAGGUCUCUACAGCCGUGGUGGAGCCCUACAACACAGUUUUGACCACACAUUCCACCUUGGAGCACUCAGAUUGCGCCUUUAUGGUUGAUAAUGAGGCUAUUUAUGACAUAUGCAGGAGAAACCUGGACAUUGAGCGUCCCACUUAUACCAAUCUCAAUCGGCUCAUUGGCCAAAUCGUAUCUUCUAUUACUGCUUCCUUACGUUUUGACGGUGCCUUGAAUGUGGAUCUGACAGAGUUUCAAACCAACUUGGUUCCAUAUCCCCGUAUCCACUUUCCCUUAGUGUCUUAUUCCCCAGUUAUAUCUGCAGAAAAGGCUUAUCAUGAGCAGCCUUCAGUAGCUGAAAUCACAUGCUCCUGCUUUGAGCCAACCAAUCAGAUGGUAAAGUGUGACCCUCGUCACGGCAAGUACAUGGCCUGCUGCUUACUGUACCGUGGUGAUGUAGUGCCUAAGGAUGUGAAUGCUGCUAUUGCUGCAAUCAAGACCAAGAGGGCCAUUCAGUUUGUAGACUGGUGUCCCACUGGAUUCAAGGUGGGCGUCAAUCACCAGCCACCUACCGUGGUGCCUGGCAGUGACCAGGCCAAGGUGCAGCGUGCUGUCUGCAUGCUAAGCAACACUACUGCAAUUGCAGAGGCUUGGGCCCGACUAGACCACAAGUUUGACCUGAUGUAUGCAAAACGAGCAUUCGUGCACUGGUACGUAGGGGAAGGCAUGGAAGAAGGUGAGUUUUCAGAGGCCAGGGAUGACCUGGCAGCCCUGGAGAGGGAUUAUGAAGAGGCAGGUAUUGACUCCGUGCACAGCACAUGUGAGGAAAAAGAAUAUUAA